AUGGGUGGAAGGAUUGACAACAAUGUUAACAAGGAAGGUGGACCUCCUAUUUUCCGUUUUAAUGGCCAAAACUAUCAUUUGAUGGGCAGCCUACUUCCUAAAGAACGCUCAGCACCACACUUUACUCAAUUGUACAUUUACGAUACUUCUAAUGAACUACAAAACCAUAUCAAUGCAGUCAGGGGAUGUGGUGAGCAAACUGACAUUCAUGUUGAAAUAGUCAAGGAGAAGUUAGAUAAGCAUAAUGUUUUAGUUAAGUCUUUUCGUAUUACGAAAAUAGAAAUUGAAAGGAAUCCACGUGCAGAGGUUAAAAUUGAAUUGCUUGGAAAGCGUAAACAAGAUGCGAAGACUUACAACUUACCUGAAGUAUUUGAAGUGGCCGCAUUAAUUGUUGGAGAUAUGGAUACAAACAUGGGGGAGCUUGACAUUUUAGUAGAAACUCAUAGUGGUCAAUUGCAAAGGAUUAGUGAAUUGAAUCCAUCUUAUUUGCCACUUCAAUACCCAUUACUGUUUCCUUAUGGUGAUGAUGGCUAUCGAGAAGAUAUUGGAUUCACCAUAAAGAAAACGACAAUACCUGGUGGAAGUUAUGGCAGUUUAACUGAUGCUUUGACACAUGGAGAGGUUGACCCUUCAACCCAAGGUCGAAGAAUUAUCUUACCUUCAAGUUUUACUGGCGGGGCGAGGUAUAUGAUACAGAAUUAUCAAGAUGCUAUGGCCAUAUGUAGAUGGAUUGGUUAUCCAAAUCUUUUUAUUACAUUCACUUGCAACACUAAAUGGCCAGAGGUUCAAAGGUUCCUAAAGCACAAUAACUUGAAACCUGCUGACCGUCCUGAUGUCAUAUGUAAAAUAUUCAAGAUCAAGUUGGAUGCUUUGAUCACCGAGUGUCGGAAAAACAAAUUAUUCGGAACAGUUGUUGGAGCAGAAAUACCAGAUAAAAGUAGCGACCCAACCUAUUUCAAUGCAGUUGAGGAAUUUAUGAUUCAUAGCCCAUGUGGAGCAUCUAGAACGUCUUCUCCCUGUAUGGUUAAUGGUAGUUGUUCAAAACAUUUCCCGAAGAAAUUUGUGAAUUGUUUUACAUUUGAUGAGGAUGGCUACCCUAUCUAUACAAGGAGAGAUAAUGGUAUGACGAUUAUGAAAAACGGGAUUACAUUAGACAACAAGUAUGUGGUACCGCACAAUAGACAUUUAUUGUUGAAGUACAAAGCUCAUAUCAAUGUAGAAUGGUGCAAUCAAUCCCGGUCAAUCAAGUACCUGUUCAAAUAUGUCAACAAGGAUCAUGAUCGUGUUACAGCUGAAUUCUACAAAACAAGUGAUGAAGAAGAAAGUACAAAGCAAAGUGUUAUAUUUGAAGAUGAUGAUGUUGUUGAUAAUAUAGUAAAUCGUCCAACCAUUGCACAAAGCAUCUUUAUGGAGUGGUUUGAAGCUAAUAAGAAUUUUGUAGACGCAAGGAAGCUGACUUAUGCUGAAAUGCCAACUAAAUUUGUUUGGAAGAAAGAUGUUAGGAAAUGGAAACCAAGGCAAAGAGAUAUAAAGACCGUUGAUGGAGUAGAAUUCCUAAAUUUUCGAGAUACGUGUUAUGCUCGAGGCUUAGUUGAUGAUAAUAAAGAAUAUGUUGAUGCAAUUGAAGAAACAAGGCAAUGA
This is a messenger RNA of Ipomoea triloba (trilobed morning glory), 1641 nucleotides long. RefSeq lists its product as uncharacterized. The transcript has 6 exons. The coding region runs from base 1 to 1641 and encodes 546 amino acids. The record is from RefSeq and is a predicted model, not a curated record. NCBI's taxonomy places the organism in Eukaryota, Viridiplantae, Streptophyta, Magnoliopsida, Solanales, Convolvulaceae.